Molecule: messenger RNA, 13209 nt
Organism: Helicoverpa zea (corn earworm)
Lineage: Eukaryota; Metazoa; Arthropoda; Insecta; Lepidoptera; Noctuidae
Gene: Sdb
Product: titin
Exons: 4
Coding region: 213-13160 (4315 amino acids)
Biological process (GO): microtubule anchoring
Cellular component (GO): sperm flagellum; cytoskeleton; centriole
Molecular function (GO): microtubule binding
Source: RefSeq, a predicted model, not a curated record
AGUCAGUUGCGAGGAGCGCGCGCGCACUCUGCGACACACGAUACGAACGACUCUCGCGACCAUUAUUUACUUUGUACAUGGCAAUUGUUUGACGAUAUUAUAUUAUGUGAUAAGUUUUUAUUUAAAAUUAUUUAUACGUGGUAAUUUAAGAAUCUCCUAUAUCAAAUAAAUAUAUAAAGUUUUAUGUUUUAAAUUAAAAUUGUGGGACCAAAAUGACGAUAAAAAAUAAAAAGACUAAGCAAUCAAAAACUUCAGAAGUGACUUCUUCUGGUAGUGCAUCGACUAGUGUCCAGAAGACAAGUUCAACAACUUCGGUGCAGAGCAGCAGUAACACACUGCAGAAGGUCAGCUCGUCUGGUAAGAAGGUCCGCUAUAUCGAGGUAAAGGUCGAGGAAGAUGACCCACUUAUGAUAACCGACAUUUCCGAUCACACUUCGAUCGCCGGCUCUACCAUAUCGGAGCACUACAACAGUCACCCGCACUACAUCAUAACAGAAGCUCCUUCUAUUAGUGACUUAUCUCAAACACGAUCACUGGAACAUCACGUAAGUGAUAUGGCACAGUCAACUACUGGUGAAUACGUAUCUAGUUCGGUGCUACAGGAAUCUUCCUCGUCGCACCAACAGAAUUCUAAAUCGGAAACAUUCCAGACAUCAUCAACUUCCGUGCAGCAGUCGGGUUCUAGUCAUAGCCAAUCAUUUGACAGAACCACUGAUUCUUCUGCUCCUAAUCAAACUCUUAAUACCGGCUUCAUUGAUAACUCGUCGUCUAACGUUUCUUCUUCUAACACAUAUUUGAAACGAUCUCAAAAUGCAAACGCUACUGAUUCCUUUCUUCAGUCAGAGCGCCAGAGUUUAGUGAAUCAAACGUCGACAUCUAACUCAAAGGAUCACCAUAAUAUUAAGCAAGGCGACCGCGUAACUUAUCGCAACUCUCCUGAACCGUCGCAGAGAAAACAAACUGUGCGUUCUGAUUCAUCAAACUUUUAUGGAGGCGAAGGCAGCUUGGACAAAAGAGGAAAUGUCAAAGAAUAUAGCAGCACUUCACAAACAAGUGAAACUAAAAGUAGCAACAUCACGAAGUCUUCCUCGUCCUCGUAUGUCGUCGAAAUUGUUGACGGCAAAGAACGAAUCAUUGAUAGUUCUAAGAGGGAGUGGGGUGAUGCUCAAGAACAUGCAUCAAAGGAAGCUUAUGCAAGCAUUAGUGGCACUGAUAUAAAACCACAGUCAGCUCACAGCAUCCAGAACUAUGAUAUGAAAUCAAAUUUCGACACAGGCAAGGACGGGAAAAAACCAACCAGUGAAAUGAUUGUUAAGGAAGACUCUAAAUUCAUUAAAGACGGCAAUCAAAUGACUUCGCAUUCCAGUGUCGUCACAGAGAAAGAUAACGUUGCUAAGCAUCAACAAUAUAUCACAAACCGCGAGCACUUAACAGCUAAUCAACAACAUCUGCUUAACCGCGAUCAACAGUAUAUAACUCAUCACGAUAAUGUGGCGUCUAACCAACAUCAAAAAACAACUCAACAACAACUGACAUCUGAUCAACAGUACACAAAACGUGAUCACACUACGACUGAUGAACAGUACACAACUCGUGAAUAUUUAACAUCCGAUCAGAGAACAACAUCCACUAAAGAUGAUCGUUAUCAAUCAAGGAACGUUUCUGACAACACUAAUAUAAUCCGGAAAGAUGUUGUUGAUAAUGUCACAAUCAAUAAAGGUACAACUGACGAUCGACGACGCAAUAUGAAUCAAACGGAUUCAUCCAAUUUUUAUGGCUACGACACCACCAUUCAAAAUGAACUAAACAAAGUGGGUAAAAUAUUACAAGUGCCUAAUACAGAAAACAUAAACUUUUCUACAAAAAUAAUGAAGAGUAACACAAGCAGUGCUCAGCAAGCUUCUACUUCCUCUUACGUUGUUGAAAUUGUUGAUGGUAAAGAGCGAAUCGUCGACACCUCUCACAGAGAAUGGGGAGAUAAUAAAGAACACUCUACUUACGAGAAAAGUCACAAUGUAAGUGGUACAGGGAUGAAACCUGAGCAUGAGUAUACGAGGCACGUCCUUGACAAAGAAUCUCACUAUGACACUGGUAAAGAUGGUAUACCAAAAAGUUCCUUACAAGUAUCAGAAGAAUCGGCUUUGUAUAAGAAUGGGAAAGAAAUAGCCUCGACUAGCAACCGGUACGGUGGUGAUUUUACCAAGAAAAAAGCAAUUACUGAAUAUGUCCCCGAUGACAGACAUGAUGUGCAUAAUAAACGCAUUCAUGACACGACUGAUAAAGAUAUUCAUACUACGACUCAUAAGAUCUCGUCAACUGAUACUCAGUCCCACACAACAGAUAUUAGGGAUGUGAAAGACACUGUUGACUUUGUGACUACCGAAAAAGAAAACUUAACAAAAGAAUCCACAUCUACCACCACUUCUCAAUCGAAAGAUACUUUGACUACUUAUGAAAGGAGCACCGGGACAUGGAAUGGAAAGUUUGUGUAUGAAAAAGAUGAUGACAGGCCCAAAAGACCGAAGGAAAUGUCGCCGUUCGGAAGACCUGAACAACCAAGACAUCACUUAAAGCGACAAGAUACAGAAGAAAACAUAAUUUUGUCAUCAAGAGAUAUAAAAGAUUUUACAUCAAUUAGUGACCUGCGAAAGAUUAUUGAAACUUCAAAGUUUAACAAGGAUGUACGAGUAAGCAACAAAAAUAUAGUUAUUAACAGAAACAUUGAUGACCGUAUCCUGAAGGAAAUAAUCGAGACUGUUAAGAAGUAUCCAUUUAAAAGGAUCGAAAAAGUGACAUUGGGAACUAAAAUUAAUGAAGAUGUAAAAGAUCUUUAUGAAGGAAUUGAUACAGAGGAAACUACUGUAUUGACAUCCACUACUGGCGAAACAACCAGAAAAGCUUUUGAAGUAGAAAAGAAUAGAAGUCAAAUCGAAGUUACUCGUUAUAUCACCGAGAAUGGCAUUACAAGGAAAAUUACGACCUAUGAGGAUGCUAAAGAGGACGACAAGAUCAGAACGGACGUCUACGUCGACAAGAGCGCGUUAGACUUCAAAAACUUGCGCGAUGUCCAAACGACCGAAGACGUUAUUCGAGAAUACGACGUGGUGGACCGUGCUAUCACGGACACCACGAGGGAGGAUACCACCAUCAGCACCGUCUAUGAUGAGAAGAUCAUCGAUGAUAGGACCACAAUGCGAGACGACAGGACUACGAUCGAAGAGACCGUCAUCAUUGACGAGACCAGGCCAAGAGGCGGCCCCAAGAAACCGGAGAAGAUUGUCACUAAGGAACAGUGCAUCUGCGAAAUCUGCACUUGUGGGCGUCAUCGCUGCCCACACAACGAUGUCCCGGAGCCAUUGUUCGAUGUGGAGCACACGACGAGCGUGGUCUCCGCGUACAAGCGCGACUACGACGAGAAACACGUGACCCGCACCACCGCUGUCCACCACGAGGAUCACCUUCGUCUUGAAGGCGACUUCCAGGAGCCAGAGCGUCCACAGUGGCAACCCGCUGAGCGACCCAAACAAAGGAAACCUGAAGAUAAUCUUAAGCCUGAAGGCGACUUCGAGCGAAGGCAACCUGAUGAAUGGCGUCCUGGUGAGAGGGCUCCCGUAAGGAAACCAGAAGAUAACCUACGUCCUGAAGGAGAUUUUGAAAGACACAAACCCGAAGAAUGGCGUCCUGGUGACCGAGCGCCUGUCCGUAGGCCCCAUGACAACCUGCGACCAGAAGGAGAAUUCACUACUCCUGAAAAAGAAACCUGGAGACCGGCUGAGAGGGAAAAGCCUAAGAAGCCAGAAGAUAAUUUAAAACCUGAAGGUGAAUUUGAGAGACGCAAGCCUGAAGAUUGGCGUCCUGGUGACAGAGCUCCCACUCGCCGUCCGGAAGAUAACCUAAAGCCGGAAGGUGAAUUUGAGAGACGUCAGCCGGAAGACUGGCGGCCAGGUGACAGAGCGCCAGUGCGACGGCCUGAGGAUAAUUUACGCCCCGAAGGAGACUUCGAGAAACGCAGACCAGAAGAGUGGAAACCAGGCGAAAGGGCACCAGUGAAGCGCCCAGAAGAUAAUUUGAGACCUGAAGGCGAUUUUGAGAAAAGAAGACCAGAGGAGUGGCGUCCCGGAGACAGAGCGCCUGUUCGACGACCAGACGACAACUUGCGACCUGAGGGUGAUUUCACAACACCAGAGAAGGAGCGUUGGCAACCAGCAGAGCGUCCCCAGCAAAAGAAACCGCAAGAUAAUCUUAAACCAGAAGGUGAUUUUGAACAACCGAAACACGAUGAGUGGCGCCCAGCAGAACGUGUCACUCAGAAGAAGCCCAAGGAUAACUUAAGACCUGAAGGUGAAUUUGAGCAACCGAAACUAGACGAAUGGCGUCCAGCUGAAAGAACAACAGCUACAAAACCGAAAGAUAAUUUAAGACCAGAAGGUGAUUUUGAACAGCCGAAACAGGAUGACUGGCGUCCAGCAGAACGCGUAACCCAGAAACGACCUCAAGACAAUCUUAAACCAGAAGGUGACUUCGAGCAGCCAAAACAAGAUAAGUGGCGUCCAGCGGAACGUGUCACUCAGAAAAAACCCCAAGACAACUUAAAACCAGAAGGGGACUUUGAGCAGCCGAAACAUGAUGAAUGGCGCCCUGCAGAAAGAGUUGUUCAGAAGAGACCUCAAGACAAUCUUAAACCAGAAGGUGAUUUUGAACAGCCAAAACACGACGAAUGGCGUCCAGCUGAACGGCCUAAGCAAAAGAAACCCCAAGAUAACCUUAAACCAGAGGGUGAUUUCGAACAACCAAAACAUGAUGAAUGGCGUCCUGCAGAACGACCCAAACAAAAGAAACCCCAAGACAACCUCAGACCAGAGGGUGAUUUUGAGCAGCCAAAACAUGAUGAGUGGCGUCCAGCAGAACGUGUUACUCAAAAGAAACCACAAGAUAAUCUUAAACCUGAAGGGGACUUUGAACAGCCAAAACACGACGAGUGGCGCCCUGCAGAACGCGUCACUCAGAAAAAGCCUAAAGAUAAUCUUAAACCAGAAGGAGAAUUUGAGCAGCCAAAACACGACGAGUGGCGUCCGGCUGAAAAACAAACACCCACAAAACCGAAGGACAAUUUACGACCAGAAGGAGAUUUUGAACAACCAAAACAUGACGAAUGGCGGCCUGCAGAACGUGUUACCCAAAAGCGACCACAAGAUAAUCUUAAGCCCGAAGGUGACUUUACAACGCCCAAAAAAGACGAAUGGAAGCCGGCUGAGAGACCACAACAGAAGAAGCCAACAGACAAUUUGAAACCAGAGGGUGACUUCGCUAAGCGACAGCCUGAUGAGUUUGUUCCAGCAGAAAAAGCGGUAGUAAAGAAACCUGAAGAUAACUUGCGGCCUGAAGGUGAUUUUACAACAACACGUACCAUAACGGAAGAUUACAAAGUGGUACGAGGCGAACGAGCUGAAAUCAUCCGACGAACUGACAACAUUAUCACAGAAGGAGAAUUUACAGAUACUACUACUUCACGUACGGAGUAUACUGUGAAACCUGUGGAAAGGCCGAAACCAGUCCGCCGUAACACAUGGACAAAGAUAGAAGGAGACAUGACCACAGAAACGACAUCACAUUCAGAAUUUGUUGACUACACAGAUACUGUAGAAAGAACAACACUGGUUGCGAAGAGAACCGAUAAUUUAAUACGAGAGGGUGAAAUAGAAUUUGUUACAUCCAAUCAGAAAGAUUAUACAGAAAAAGUAACACCUGUUGAGCGACCCAAGCGCAGGCGCACGUGGACAAAGGAGGACUUCGAAAAGUUCUAUUCAACAGAGGAGCUCGAAAAAAUUACUACUUCACAAGAGGAAUACAAGACAUACGAGGAAAUUGAUGUAAGGCAGCAGAGAAUUAUAAGACAUGAUAAUUUACAUAUGGAAGGAACAUUUGAUAGCCUUACUGUGUCUCAUGAUACUUACGGGCCAAAACAUUCUGAGAGACCUAAGCAAAAGAAGCCAAUUGAUAAUUUAAAACCCGAAGGUGAGUUUGAGCAGCCGAAACAGGAUGAGUGGCGACCAGCAGAGCGCGUAACACAGAAGAAACCUAAAGACAAUUUGAAACCCGAAGGUGACUUCGAACAGCCAAAACAUGAAGAAUGGCGUCCCGCAGAGCGUGUCACACAAAAGAAACCGCAGGACAAUCUUAGGCCUGAAGGAGAAUUUGAGCAGCCCAAGCAUGAUGAAUGGCGUCCUGCUGAAAGACAAACCCCAACCAAACCUAAGGAUAAUUUGAAACCAGAGGGUGACUUUGAACAACCAAAACACGAUGAAUGGCGUCCGGCAGAGCGUGUAACUCAAAAGAGGCCCCAAGAUAACCUUAAACCAGAGGGUGACUUUGAACAACCGAAGCAUGACGAAUGGCGUCCCGCAGAGCGUGUUACGCAGAAGAAGCCCAAGGAUAACCUUAAACCUGAAGGCGAAUUUGAACAACAGAAACCAGAUGAGUGGCGCCCAGCCGAAAGGCAAACACCGAAGAAACCAAAAGAUAACCUACGCCCCGAGGGUGAAUUUGAAACUCCCAAACAAGAUGAAUGGCGUCCAGCUGAACGCGUCACGCAAAAGAAACCUAAAGAUAACCUUAAACCCGAAGGUGAAUUUGAACAACCCAAACAUGACGAAUGGCGGCCUGCUGAAAGACAAACACCGUCUAAACCAAAGGAUAACUUAAAACCUGAAGGUGAAUUCGAACAGCCGAAACAGGACGAGUGGCGUCCCGCAGAACGUGUAACUCAGAAAAAGCCUAAGGAUAACCUUAAACCUGAAGGUGAAUUUGAAAAACCUAAACACGACGAAUGGCGUCCCGCUGAAAGGCAAACACCCACUAAACCGAAAGACAACCUCAAGCCUGAAGGUGACUUUGAACAGCCGAAACACGAUGAAUGGCGUCCUGCUGAACGCGUCACUCAAAAGAAGCCCCAAGAUAAUCUUAAGCCAGAGGGUGACUUUGAACAACCAAAGCACGAUGAAUGGCGUCCAGCAGAACGUGUCACGCAAAAGAAACCUAAAGAUAAUCUCAAACCUGAAGGUGAAUUUGAGCAACCCAAACACGACGAGUGGCGACCUGCUGAAAGACAAACACCUUCUAAGCCUAAGGAUAACUUAAAACCAGAAGGUGACUUUGAGCAGCCUAAGCAUGACGAGUGGCGUCCAGCAGAGCGCGUAACCCAAAAGAAGCCUCAAGAUAACCUUAAACCAGAGGGUGACUUUGAACAACCAAAGCAUGACGAAUGGCGUCCUGCAGAACGUGUUACGCAGAAGAAGCCCAAGGAUAACCUUAAACCUGAAGGCGAAUUCGAACAGCAGAAACCAGAUGAGUGGCGCCCAGCCGAAAGGCAAACACCGAAGAAACCAAAAGAUAACCUACGCCCCGAGGGCGAAUUUGAAACUCCUAAACAAGAUGAAUGGCGUCCUGCUGAACGUGUCACACAAAAGAAACCUAAGGAUAACCUUAAGCCUGAAGGUGAAUUUGAGCAGCCGAAGCAUGAAGAAUGGCGUCCCGCUGAAAGACCAGUCCAAAAGAAACCGCAAGAUAACCUGAAACCUGAAGGAGAGUUCGAACAACCUAAGCAUGAUAAGUGGCAACCCGCAGAAAGGCAGACGCCUACAAAACCAAAAGACAAUUUACGGCCUGAAGGUGAGUUUGAGACUCCUAAACACGAUGAAUGGCGUCCUGCUGAACGAGUCACACAAAAGAAACCUAAGGAUAACCUUAAGCCCGAAGGUGAUUUCGAACAGCCGAAACACGAUGAAUGGCGUCCCGCAGAACGUGUUAUUCAGAAGAAGCCCAAGGAUAACCUCAAACCCGAAGGUGAAUUUGAGCAACCCAAACACGACGAGUGGAGACCGGCUGAAAGACAAACACCUACUAAACCUAAGGACAACCUAAAACCUGAAGGUGACUUUGAGCAGCCUAAGCAUGACGAGUGGCGUCCAGCAGAGCGCGUAACUCAAAAGAAGCCCAAGGACAACCUUAAACCAGAAGGUGAAUUCGAACAACCGAAACACGAUGAAUGGCGCCCAGCUGAAAGACAAACGCCAAAGAAACCACAGGAUAACUUACGUCCCGAAGGUGAAUUCGAAACACCCAAGCAUGAUGAAUGGCGCCCUGCUGAACGCGUCACGCAAAAGAAACCUAAAGAUAAUCUCAAACCUGAAGGUGAAUUUGAACAACCCAAACACGAUGAGUGGCGACCCGCUGAAAGACCAGUCCAAAAGAAACCACAAGAUAACCUGAAGCCUGAAGGAGAGUUCGAACAGCCUAAGCAUGAUAAGUGGCGACCUGCUGAACGACAGACACCUACCAAGCCGAAAGAUAAUUUACGGCCUGAAGGAGAUUUUGAAACACCUAAGCAAGAGGAAUGGCGGCCAGCUGAACGAGUCACACAAAAGAAACCCAAAGAUAAUCUUAAGCCUGAGGGUGAAUUUGAACAACCGAAGCACGAUGAAUGGCGUCCCGCUGAGAGGCCAACGCCUAAAAGACCAGAGGACAACCUGCGUCCUGAGGGUGAUUUUGAACAGCCAAAACAUGACGAGUGGCGCCCAGCUGAACGUGUCACUCAGAAGAAACCUAAAGACAAUCUUAAGCCUGAAGGUGAAUUUGAACAGCCGAAACACGAUGAGUGGCGUCCAGCCGAAAGGCAAACACCUAAGAAGCCUAAAGAUAAUUUGAAACCUGAAGGUGAAUUUGACACUCCUAAACAUGACGAAUGGCGUCCUGCUGAAAGAGUAACUCAAAAACGGCCAAAGGAUAAUUUGAAGCCUGAAGGAGAGUUUGAACAACCGAAGCAUGAUGAAUGGCGUCCUGCCGAACGUCAAACACCUAAGAAACCUCAGGAUAAUCUACGUCCAGAGGGUGAAUUUGAGACGCCUAAGCCCGACAAGUGGCGUCCUGCUGAGAGACCAACCCAAAAGAAGCCACAAGAUAAUCUUAAACCAGAAGGUGAAUUUGAGCAACAUAAGCCUGACGAAUGGCGACCAGCAGAGAGACCUAUUCAAAAGAAGCCUAAAGACAACUUAAAGCCAGAGGGUGAUUUCGAGAAACCCAAACAUGACGAGUGGCGACCUGCUGAAAGGCAGACGCCCAAAAAACCACAAGACAACUUGAGACCUGAAGGUAAAUUUGAAACUCCCAAACAGGAUGACUGGCGUCCCGCUGAAAGACCUGAAGUCAAAAAACCUAAAGACAAUUUGAAACCAGAAGGAGAAUUUGAGAAACCCAAAAAAGAUAAAUGGGAGCCAGCUGAAAGGCAAACUCCGAAAAAGCCACAAGAUAAUCUUAAGCCUGAAGGAAAGUUUGAACGACCCGAAAAACCAAAACAUGUUACCGGUGAAAGACCAGUGCAGAAGAAGCCAGAAGAUAACCUUAAACCUGAAGGAGAUAUGGACGUCGUUCGAAGAACAGAUUAUACAGCUACUCGAGGAGAUCGCGUUGACGUCGUUAAGCACGAAGAUCAUCUUAGAAUGGAAGGGACCAUCGAUAUUCAUCGCUCUAGAGAUGAUUAUAAACGUAUCGAGAAAACGGAGAAAGUCGUUAUACAAAGACACGAAGACAACUUGAGAACUGAAGGUGAAUUCAUUGAUCUUACAGUUCGUAAUGAUUACAGUGCUACUAAAGGUGAAAGGGCACCUGUUGUAAGACCACAGGAUAACCUUAAACCAGACGGCAAAUUUUACAAGCCAGAAGUGGUUCCAUCUCAACCAGCUGAAAAACGCAAGCCUUUUAAGCAGGUUGACAAUAUUACCAUUGAGAGGGAUGUUGAUCUACGACAGAGGCAAAAAAUUGAACGACUUGAUAUCAUUCGAAGAGAAGAUAACCUUAAGAUUGAAGGUGAAUUUAUAGACAUGAAACAAAAAACAGAUUAUACUAAGGUCACCGGUGAACGCGCUGCUAUCGUGAAACAUGAAGAUAAUUUAAAAAUGGAAGGAACUAUGGAAAAUAUCCGAUCAUCCGACACAUAUCGUGUUGUUAAAGGUCAACGAGUCAAACUUACUCGCAGAGAAGAUAAUCUGAAAAUCGAAGGAGUAUUUGAAGAUCAUACUCGCAGAGAUGAUUACAAGGUGACUAAAGGAGAACGAUCAGCUAUAGUAUAUCAUCGAGAUAACUUAAAACCCGAAGGUGAGUUUGAAAAACGGCCAAGGGAAGAGUUGGAACCGGGUGAAAGACGAACACCGCUUAAGCAACCAGAUCAUUUAAGACCAGAGGGUGAUUUCGACAGGCCUUCAAGACCAAAAUGGGAAACAACAGAACGGCCAGAUAUCAUUAAACACCCAGAUAAUCUACGUCCUGAAGGUGAUUUCCCGAGCCGACCCAAAACUCAAUGGCAGAAAGGAGAAACGCCGGAACAAGUUCGACCGAAGGAUAACUUGAAACCCGAAGGCGAUUUCGAUAGACCUUCAAGGCCAAAAUGGGAGACAUCAGAAAGACCUGAACAGGUACGACCUAAGGACAAUUUGCAUCCUGAAGGCGAAUUUACAGACAGGCCGAAAACUAAAUGGCAACCUGGAGAAACACCAAGUCAAGUUCGUCCUAAGGAUAAUUUGAAACCUGAAGGCGAUAUGGAAUCACGUACCCCGAAAAAAUGGGCUCCGGGUGAAACACCUGCACAGGUUCGUCCAAAAGAUAAUUUGAAACCAGAGGGUGAUUUUGACAGACCUUCAAAACCAACUUGGGCAUCUGCAGACAGACCAGACCAGGUCAGGCCAAAGGAUAACUUACGUCCUGAAGGCGAUUUUACUGAUAGACCAAAGACCCAUUGGCAACCUGGAGAAACACCAAGUCAAGUACGUCCGAAAGAUAACCUAAAACCAGAAGGCAGCAUGGAUUCACGAACUCCUACUAAAUGGGCACCGGGUGAAACACCAGCUCAAGUUAGACCUAGAGAUAACUUGAAGCCAGAAGGUGAGUUUGAUCGACCUUCAAAACCGAAGUGGACAUCUGGUGAUAGGCCGGACCAAGUGACACCGAGGGACAACUUACGUCCCGAAGGAGAAUUUACUGACAGGCCAAAGACUCAAUGGCAACCUGGAGAAACACCUUCACAAGUUCGUCCUAAAGACAAUUUACAUCCGGAGGGUGAUAUGGUUUCAAGGACGCCAGCUAAGUGGGCACCUGGAGAAACACCCUCACAAGUUCGUCCGAAAGACAACUUAAAACCUGAAGGUGACUUUGAACGACCUGGGCCUAACCAAUGGCGCCCUGCAGACAAGUCUGGGCCUAUAAAACCAAAAGACAACCUUUAUACAAAUGGAGACAUCACUAAGCACGACACUAGCAAAACGCUAUCAAGUGAGACGUCAAAGAAGUCUGUAGUAUCAAAGUCUGUUAUUGGACAAGAUGAUCAUGACAUCAAAUCUCAAACUACUUCACGUCACGAUACCCAAGUUCAUCGCGAUAAUCAGACUCAUACAUCUCAUCGGGAGACCCACGUCAAGCACUCACAUGUUACUACUGAUCAUUCUACUUCUAAACAUAUUCAAUCCGGAACACACGGCAAAUAUAUUACAACACACGAUGCUGUUGAUCACAGUGAAACCCAAAAGCAUGUAGAACGAGUUCCGUCACAUGAAAGUGUUACUGAUAGGAACAAGGUAGUGGGUGUUACAGAUCGUUCUGUUUCUCGCAGCAGUACAGACAAGACAAUAGUAAACAGAAGUGACACCAAAAACGUAAAAACUGUCACUACAACCACUACAAAAACGAUUAAACAAAUAUCAGAAAAGAAACUGAGGGGUGGUAAGUGGGUGACAGUUACACGAAAUGUUGAAGUAGAUGUGACUGAUGAUUCCGGAAAAUACGCUCCGCAGCAGUCUACUCCAAAGAGAGAACCAGACGAUCGUACGAACCGGCCACGACAUGUUGAAGGAGAUACCACUCAAAGAAUCGUUUCAUCAGAUAAUGUAACAUCUUCAAGUAAUCAAGCUAUCCAUACAACACAUGGAGGAAAAGGAACUACUAUUAUUGAUCAGCAACACUCAAGAACGAACCAGCAGUAUAUUGACAACACACAACGCAUACAUUCGUCACAGCAAUCUGUAACUUCAUCGACCUCAAGUCAAAAUGUAACUUCCAAUCAACAUCAUUCACAGAGGACCACAGGCAGUUCCAACAUAAUUCGAGACGUACAUACAGGACAAAAUGUUACAAAAUCUACCCAGCAAACAACUAGUGAUGGACAUGUUAUCAGGGGUGGAGACACAACUCAAAGAAUUGUCUCCUCUGAUUAUAAUGGCAAACAGCCUAAUCAAGGUCAUGUAUCUGAAAGUCAUAUUCAACGAAAUGUAAGCUCAUCGACACAAGUACAUAAAGGAAGUCAUUCGGAGCAACACAUUUCGAGGUCGACCCACCAUUCGACCAACAGAAACCAAUUGAGUGACAGCGUAACAAAGACAAGCAUUGAAUUCCAAAGAGCUAUGCACGGCGGUGGUGGCAACGAUCCUCCAGCCAGCGCUAUAGACAGCUCUUCACGUAGUGGUCAUCAUAAACGUACAUCAGAUUUGGUCUCAGACUCAUCUUCCUCAAAUUCAAUACUGCAUCGUAAGGGCGUUCAUUCAAACACUGAAGCUCAUCAUUCGAUUAGCUCUACGGCUGCUGCUCAGAGAAAGAGCAUUGGAAAUCUUUCAGAGCGUGGUGAAUACAUCAGCAACUCCACGCACAGCACGGACAGAAAAAGCAUCAGUUCCAUGCAUAGAUCUACCAGAGACAACAUGGCUGUUAUUUCUCAGCACGAGAGUACCGAUUCUCGCCGUAACCAAACAAGAAGAGACGGCCAGUCCACACUAACAACUGAACGCCAGCCUACACGAGUUGUUAGAGACAACCUCAGAGUCGGUGGUGACUUUUAUGGACAAUCGGAGGCGCGGUACGGAAGUUUUUCACGCUCAGAGCAUGCUCAGAACAGAACAGACCGUACUGAACGCGUGGAGCGCGUCGAGCGGGUCACCCGCCACGGAAAUGCUUCGCACUUCGUCUUAGGUGACGGCAGCACUAGUUACAAGCGGGAAUUUACUUCUCAUGUCCAUGGAACAUGCCCAGCAACCUUGAUUGACUCGAGUCGUACUCCUUUUAAACACACGCGUGAUUCUAGGGAACAUAAGUUUUACGCUACAAAAAUAACUCAGCAACAAUAAACUAUUGUUUUAACUUGAGCCGAGAAAGGCUAAAAAUAUUUCAUUCCUU